Mytilus trossulus (common blue mussel) is the source of this 1626-nucleotide messenger RNA. Its product is annotated as metabotropic glycine receptor-like. The transcript has 9 exons. Gene Ontology annotation, biological process: G protein-coupled receptor signaling pathway. The record is from RefSeq and is a predicted model, not a curated record. Gene Ontology annotation, cellular component: membrane. Lineage: Eukaryota; Metazoa; Mollusca; Bivalvia; Mytilida; Mytilidae. Gene Ontology annotation, molecular function: G protein-coupled receptor activity. The coding region runs from base 1 to 1626 and encodes 541 amino acids.
AUGACCAUUGGAUCAUGCAGAGGUACUGACAAAGAAGCUGCAAAACUGGCUCUAGAAUAUGUAAGCAGAAUCGAACAAAAUCCCUGCACGGGUGGUACCGAAGAGACUUUGGACCUGAACGUGAACCAUACAGAAUGGGAAACAUAUGUUCAACCUGCAAUUCUUACAUCAAACUUCAUCACAUCAGUGAUUCUUGAAAAUAAUGGUUCACUCGAUUACUUCACUGAUGAAAUGUUUUUCUCUCUAGUGAGGAAUAUUGUAAUUAGCCAUGCAACAUUAUUCGGAGCAUGCAUAGCAUUAGAACCAGUGAUUUAUUCAAAAUAUUCUUUGUUUGCACCAUACGCUUACCGUAAGAAUGGGAUUUUGUUUGCUCAUGAUAUAUCUCUAUCAUAUACCUAUCAGGACAACAAAACUGUGUGGUAUUUUGACCUAAAGAACAGGAUCUGGGAAAAUGUAACAAGUACAGUGUCGAAAACCAAAUAUAGGUCAGGUAAUACCUCGUUACCAGGAAAAGAUAGGGUUUUUCUUUCAGCCAAGCUCGAAGACGGCCAUUGGACUAAGCCGUACUUCGACUGUGGAGGUGGGAACAUUUGGAUGGUUACAUAUGCAUCUCCUAUAUUUUCAUUGGAUUUAGCAGGAAGACCCAAGUUUCAAGGCAAAGCUUCAGUUGAUAUAGAGUUGACAAAUAUUGACAUUAACCAGUGUGACCUAGAUUCGAGACACAGUUACAGUGAUUUUGACGUAUUUCGUGGAACGCACAGAUGUCCUUCUACAGAAUGCAAGUUCUUAAAAGGAAAAGGUUUUAAAAGAGGUGCUUAUGAGUGUUUCUGCACCAAAGGAUACUACUUUCCAGACGUGAAUGCUCAAGUAAAGGCUUUCAGUGGUUUAAAAUUGGAAAAUUCUUCUGAUUCCACUCAGUAUAAGUGUUUACCUUGUAAAGAGGGAUGUUCCAAGUGUGUUGAUGCCUCACCAUGUCUUUACCAAUUCCAAUUUUUAUUCCGGUUCCUGCUUUUAUUGGCUAAUCUCCUGACCUUUGUUGGUAUAGUAGUGUUAUUUGCAACUACAGUUUACUUUAAGGAUGAAUCGGUAAUGAAAGCCGGAAGUCCUAUUUUCUUAAUGCUUAUGUGUCUUGGAGGUCUAAUGAUAUGUAGUACGGGAUUUUUUGCCUUUCCAAAGCCUUCAGAAUUUCUUUGUAUUACACAGCACUGGGUAUUUCAUGCCGGAUUCUGCUUGAUGUAUGGCGCACUAGUAGCAAAGACAUGGAGAAUAGCUAUUAUAUUUAGAUCAGCAGACAAAUUUAAGAUAGUUUACAUGCCCGAUAAGGAGCUACUAAAACGGUUUUCUCCACUUAUUUUCAUUCUUGCGUUAUGUCUUCUUAUUUGGACUACAUCGGAGAAAAGGAAAACUCAAACCUUGAAAACAUCCAAUCAUCUGAAAUAUGAAGUUUGUAUGAGAAGUUAUUGGCUAUAUGCUAUUAAAUGUGUUGAAGCUUUUCUCCUUAUGAUUGGUGUUUAUAUGUGUUAUAUUGGGAGAAAGGCACCUGGACAUUUCAAUGAAAGUAAAUACAUGACUUGGGCUGUAUAUAACGGAAUCCUGCUCGGAAGUUUUCUUUUGAUUCUGAUGUAA